GAUUGAGAGUGAAAGAAUAGUCGAGAUGCGGGAAGAUUGGAUGGCGACGUCACUUGACAUCUAAUCACAUGAUAUCGAGCUCUGAAAGUCCAUUCCCAACUUAGUCUAGCCUUAUGGAAACCUGCUUCGGUACCGAGUCUUCUCUCCUUUCCCUAUACUUCACGUCUCUGUUACUCAUAAUCUCUUCCAUGUUGUCUACAAAGGGGGUAGAACCAAUUUCAAAGUCUUGAACAAUACUCCGCACCUGCUACUUCCUGUCAUAGAUAUAACGGUAAUCUUCACCGUAGAUAGAAGGUAUAUCCCCACCCUCAUCUCCGCCCCCGGAUCGAUAGUACCGAUGCUUCCUAUCCCGCACUAAACCAAUCAACAUAUGCAGUCGCCAUCAACCCUUUCCAUCUCCACCUUAUAUUAAUUUGCUGAUUCUUCCAAUCAUACACACUGCUCAGCUUCCCCAGCUCUAUUUCAAUCGGGCCUCAAUUUAUCUUCAACACAUACGCGUGGGGAUGAUUGUGGCGACAAUGUGCUGUUGAAAUUGGGGGGAUUGCGGGGUGGUGAUUGGUUUGUGGGGUUUGUGGGGCUUAAAACAAUAUAACUCAAGAUUUUUGAUGAUGUUAGGGUUCUUGUGGGGAUCAAGGUGCCGAAAUUGAUAGGGAUGGGGAACCAAAUCCAGUGUCGCAACAACAUCCACUCAGAAUUUCUAAAUCCUCUUUAGUUAGGUAUGGAGAGAGAGAAACUAGAACUGAAUAUGGUUAGACCAUAACCAGUUCGCUGAGGUUAUACAGUAGCAAGACUCAGACCACAUGCGGGUACUCAAUUAGGUCACAAUAUCUUGAUCAAGAGAACUCAAGAGUAUAAGAACUGAGAAUGACUCAAGUGUUUCAUCCUCAUCUCAUCUUUCUCUUCAUCUUAUUAACCACACACGGCCCAAAGUACUCGGUGGAGAUCAACAUGCGUUCUUUAAAUCUUGCUACCGCGAUUGCUUCACUUCCGGCUUUGACGCAAGCUUUUACGCUGACCGAUAUCUGCACAUCAACUUAUCUCGCAGCCAACUUUCCAGCUGUCGAUUUCUAUGAUGGGAUAACUCUUGAUCCAACAUCCAUUACAGCCAAAACGGUGACAAAUGCCACAGCAUCGAGCGUCUUUUAUCCAAAUGCUGUGAUCGAUUACUGUGCUGUUACUUUCAAGUACUCUCAUAACGGUCUAGAUGACAGUGUGCUCUUGACAUACUGGGUUCCUGCGCCGGCAAAUUUCCAGAAUCGUUACCUUUCUACAGGUGGUGGUGGAUAUGCCAUCAACUCGGGAGCUCAAUCAUUGCCUGGGGGAGUUCAAUAUGGCGCAGUUGCCGGUGAUACUGAUGGUGGUUUUGGAAUUUUCCAGAACAAUGUCAUUUCAGAUUUUCUCCUCGCGAAUGGGACACUUAAUUGGCAAAAUGUCUAUAUGUUUGGAUACAAUGCUAUUCAUGAAAUGAGUGUCAUUGGAAAGGAAUUUACUACAUCUGUUUUCAAUAUGACAGCUAACAACGCUACGUUAUAUUCUUACUACCAAGGUUGUUCGGAGGGUGGUAGAGAAGGGUGGAGUCAAGUUCAAAGAUUUGCGGAUCAAUUUGAUGGAGCAACAAUUGGUGCACCGGCUUUCAGAUUUGCAUUUCAGCAGGUUCAACAUCUUUAUUCAAACGUUGUGGAGAAAACUCUGGAUUAUUAUCCACCGCCUUGUGAAUUGCAAAAGAUUGUGAACGAGACGAUUAUUGCUUGCGAUCCAUAUGAUGGUAAGACAGAUGGAGUCGUCUCAAGAACAGAUCUUUGCACAUUAAACUUCAAUAUCUCAACACUUUUAGGUGCACCAUACUCUUGCCCAGCAUCUGCAGGAAGUCCGUUUUCCUCUCCUACACCUGCACAAAAUGGUUCGAUCUCGGCCAAGGGUUUGGCCGUUGCCCAGAAAAUCCUUGACGGUCUUCACACCACUGACGGCAAGCGUGCUUAUUUCUCAUACACUCCAUCUUCUACUUUUACAGACGCAGCCACAGCAUAUAACGCCACCACGGGUGAAUAUGGUCUUAGUAUUACCUCUCUUGGUGGUUCAUUCGUUGAAGUUCUUCUGGAUCUCAAAAAUGGUUCAAACCUGCAAUCUCUCGAGGGAGUAACAUACGAUACUCUCCGCGACUGGAUUCAAGACGGUUGGAACCGCUAUAAUGAUGUUCUCAUGACCAACUGGCCAGAUCUCACCCCGUACAAAAAUGCUGGCGGAAAAAUCAUUCAUUUCCAUGGUGAAUCUGAUUACAGUAUUCCGACCGCGUCAUCCGUUCGCUACUACGAAUCCGUGAGAGAAAUUAUGAACCCAGGUCUUUCGUAUAAUGAUUCUGUCGCUGCAACUAAUGAAUUCUAUCGAUUAUUCCUUGUGCCGGGUGGUUCGCAUUGUGCGGUCAAUACAGCGGAACCUAAUGGACCAUGGCCUCAAACGAACUUGCAGGUACUCAUUGAUUGGGUAGAGAAUGGAGUGGCACCUGACACUUUGAAUGCAACAGUUUUGCAGGGGGCGAAUAAGGGUACGAAUCAACAGAUUUGUGGAUGGCCUCUGAGGCCGUUCUGGACGAAUAACGGAACGACGAUGGAGUGCCAGUAUGACCAGGAAAGUAUUGAUUCUUGGAUUUAUGAUUUGGAUGCUUUUGACAUGCCGGUUUAUUAAGGUUGGUUGAAACGUGUGAUGAAAAAGUUUGGGGUAUUGGUUGAUUAGUAUUGAUUGUUAUGAUUGAGGAAUGAAGAAUAUUGAAUGGUUUUGAAAUGUUGUAAUAUAUUACUGUGUUUACUGUACAUGUCAGAUAUAUCAGGCCAAAUGAUUUAUAUACAUGCA
Botrytis cinerea B05.10 is the source of this 2847-nucleotide messenger RNA. RefSeq lists its product as hypothetical. NCBI's taxonomy places the organism in Eukaryota, Fungi, Ascomycota, Leotiomycetes, Helotiales, Sclerotiniaceae. Bases 865 to 2682 code for a protein of 605 amino acids. The record is from RefSeq and is a predicted model, not a curated record. The transcript has a single exon.